Messenger RNA from Rhododendron vialii, 4560 nucleotides. RefSeq lists its product as uncharacterized. Bases 1 to 4560 code for a protein of 1519 amino acids. Gene Ontology annotation, biological process: DNA integration. Gene Ontology annotation, molecular function: nucleic acid binding. The transcript has 5 exons. The record is from RefSeq and is a predicted model, not a curated record. Lineage: Eukaryota; Viridiplantae; Streptophyta; Magnoliopsida; Ericales; Ericaceae.
AUGUUCAAUCAAGGUCCUACAGGUUCAGGGAAGUUCUCUAUUGCAGAGCAUACAGCUUUUGAAACUCCUUUCCGUUGGAAUCAAUCUAAUGAGGGGGGUUCUUCUCAAGCUCCACCGCCCGCUCCUCAAUUGCCUUGGAAGCAACCUCAGAAUGCUUUCCGUUUCCCUCAAGCUCAAGGUCCACCUGGUUUUGCUCCUUCUACUCCGUUCCCACAUGCGAACCAAUUUCAACAACAACCUGCUCAGUUCCAUCAACAACCACCAAAGCGUUCUUGGGAAGAUCAAUUUAGUGCUCUCUUGCAAGGCCAAACAGCUAUCAAUGAGCAACAAACUCAAAUGAUGAAUGACAUCAGAAACCAGUUGGGCAAGUUGACAACUACGGCUAUUAUUUCUCUUCGGAGUGGGAAGAUAGUUGAUAACCAAGUGGUGAUGCCUCCGGAACCGUCUUCCUUGCCUCCUCCUAUCGAACGUUCAAUUCCAAUCAUUGGGGAAUCUCCCAAGGAAGCAAGUAAGGAGACUCUUGUUGAAGAAGAAGGAAAGGAUAAAGGCAAAGCGAAGGAACAAAGUGUACCGGACCCUCGAGUUAUUUCAACACCGGCACCGUUUCCUAGUCGUUUGAGGGCUUUGGCGAAACCAAAUUUGAAUGAGGAGUUGCAUGAGUUGUUCAAUCAAGUGAAGAUUAACAUUCCUCUUAUGGAUGCAAUUAAGCAGAUUCCGUCAUAUGCCAAGUUUCUUAAAGAUUUGUGUACUCGGAAGCGCAAGCUUAAUGUUCAAAAGAAGAUAUUCCUUACUGAGCAAGUGAGUUCUAUCAUUCAAACGAAUAUCGCGCCGAAGUACAAGGAUCCGGGGAGCCCUACUAUCGCUGUAACCAUUGGAGAGAAGCGUAUCGAACAAGCUUUACUUGAUCUUGGUGCAAGUGUCAACCUGCUUCCGUUUUCUGUUUAUCAAGAACUUGGGUUGGGGGAGAUGAAGCCUACUCGAGUCACUCUCCAAUUGGCCGAUCGAAGCGUUCGUACACCGAGGGGAGUAGUAGAGGAUGUUCUAGUGCAAGUUGGCCAAUUUGUUUAUCCGGUGGAUUUUGUGAUUCUCGAUACCAAUCCGAUCGACUCUUCUGCUGCUUCUACUCCGGUGAUUCUUGGAAGACCCUUCUUAGCCACGGCAGAUGCAGUUAUUAAUUGUCGAAAUGGACUCCUCAAUAUGACCUUCGGUAACAUGAAGAUGGAGGUCAAUGUUUUUAAUGUGGGUAGCCAAAUGGGAGAUGACGAGUACGUGAAUGAAGUGAGCCUUAUCGAUACUCUUGUAGAAGAACACGUGGAUGAAUUGCUUUUCAGUGAUCCCUUGGAAGUUACUCUUACGAUUGAAAAGGAUGAAUUUCUUGAGUCUUCUGAAGUGAGUUAUUUGAGUUCAUUGCUUGGUAAGGAAGAUGCAGCUUGCGCUAUAAAUUCUUGGACUCCAAAGUUUGAAGUGUUUGAGGAGCUUCCACCAAUUGAGAAGAAGGUUCUCCCAUCUAGUGUUGAGCCACCAAAAUUGGAGUUGAAGCCCCUUCCUGAUACUUUGAAGUACGUUUUUCUUGGAGACAACGAGACUUACCCUGUGGUUAUUUCCUCCUCUCUUGGGAAUCUCCAAGAGGUGAAAUUGAUCAAUUCUCUAAGGCGGCACAUGAAGGCUAUAGGAUGGACAAUUGCUGAUAUCAAAGGGAUUGAUGCUACUCUUUGCUCGCAUCAUAUUGCUUUGGAGGAUAAUGUCAAGCCGUCUCGUCAACCUCAACGUCGUUUGAACCCUAUUAUGAAGGAUGUAGUUCGUGCUGAAGUUUUAAAGCUCUUGGAUGUUGGAAUCAUUUAUCCUAUCGCCGAUAGUAAAUGGGUGAGCCCAAUUCAAGUUGUACCAAAGAAAUCCGGAGUUACAGUUGUGCGAAAUGAGGAGAAUGAGCUCGUACCUACUCGGAUUGUCUUGGGGCAUAUUAUAUCGUCGGAUGGUAUCGCGGUGGAUAAGGCUAAGAUCAAUCUUAUUUCCAAUCUCCCGACUCCAAAAUGCGUGAAGGAUAUCCGUUCAUUUCUCGGGCAUGCCGGAUUCUAUCGUCGAUUCAUCAAAGACUUUAGUGCUAUCUCUCGACCCCUGUGCCACCUUCUUGUCAAAGACGUUCCGUUUGAAUGGACCGCCGCGUGUGAGCAAGCUUUUGUUAAGUUGAAGGCUAGUCUUACCACCCCGCCUAUUGUGCAACCACCGGAUUGGAGCCUCCCGUUUGAGCUUAUGUGUGAUGCAAGUGACUAUGCUGUAGGCGCUGUUUUGGGGCAAAGGAAGGACAAGCAUCCGUAUGUUAUCCAUUAUGCAAGCAAGACCUUGAAUGAUGCUCAAGUGAAUUACACUACCACGGAGAAAGAGUUACUUGCGGUAGUGUUUGCUCUUGAUAAAUUCCGGUCUUAUCUUAUUGGGGGCACCCCUAUUGUUGUGUAUACGGACCACUCAGCUCUCAAGUACCUACUUACCAAGCAAGAUGCCAAAGCUCGUUUGAUACGAUGGAUCCUGCUUCUCCAAGAGUUCAAUUUAACUAUCAAGGACAAAAAGGGUGUCGAGAAUGUGGUAGCCGAUCAUUUAUCAAGGUUACAGUUCGAGGACCCUACUCCAAGCUUACCUAUUGUGGACACGUUUCCGGAUGAACAAUUGUUUGCUGUUUCGAGUGCCCCAUGGUUUGCGGAUAUAGUGAAUUAUUUGGCUACGGGACUCUUACCGCCACAUUGGUCUCCUCAAGAACGUCGUCGGUUCCUUCAUGAAGUACGAAUGUUCUCUUAUGAUGACCCUUAUCUUUUCAAGUAUUGCCAAGAUCAAAUAGUGCGCCGUUGUGUCCCAGAUUCAGAUCAGCGAAGAAUUCUUGAGUUUUGUCAUUCAGAAGCUUGUGGGGGCCAUUUCUCUUCUAAGAAGACUUCUGCUAAAGUGCUGCAAUGUGGAUUUUAUUGGCCAACCUUGCAUAGGGAUGCUCAUCACUUUUGUGUAGCUUGUGAACGUUGUCAAAAGCUUGGGAGUGUGUCUCGGAGGGACGAAAUGCCAUUGACCAACAUUAUGGUGGUUGAGAUCUUUGACUGCUGGGGCAUAGACUUCAUGGGACCUUUCCCCGUUUCUUUUGGCAAUUUGUACAUCUUAUUAGCAGUUGAUUAUGUUUCAAAAUGGGUAGAAGCCAUCGCAACGCGGACCAAUGAUGCCAAGGUAGUGGUGGAGUUCCUCAAGGACAACAUUCUUUCACGUUUUGGGAUGCCAAGAGCAAUCAUAAGCGAUCAAGGAACUCACUUUUGCAAUCGUGCUUUUGGGGCAUUAAUGAAGAAGUAUGGAAUCAAUCACAAGGUCUCCACUGCUUAUCAUCCUCAGACGAAUGGACAAGCUGAGUUGGCAAAUAGGGAAAUCAAACACAUUUUGGAGAAGACGGUGAAUCCGAACCGGAAAGAUUGGAGUCUUCGUUUGACCGAUGCACUUUGGGCUUAUCGCACAGCAUACAAGACUGUUUUGGGGGCUUCGCCGUAUCGUUUGGUUUUUGGAAAAGCAUGCCAUCUUCCGGUAGAGCUCGAGCACAAAGCAUAUUGGGCAAUCAAGACACUUAAUUAUCAUCUACCAGCCGCCGGAGCGCACAGAAAGCUCCAACUCAAUGAGCUUGAAGAAAUUCGGAGAGAUGCUUAUGACAACACCGCCAUUUACAAAGCCAAAGUCAAGGAUUUCCACGACAAGCGAAUUCACCGGAAAAAGUUUGAGGUUGGACAAAGGGUACUCCUAUACAACUCUAAGCUUCAUUUGUUUCCCGGUAAAUUACGUUCUCGUUGGGCGGGCCCUUAUGUUAUUGAGCAUGUUUAUCCUCAUGGUGCUGUUGAUGUUAUGAAUCCGUUAAAUGGUAAAUCUUUCAAAGUUAAUGGCCAAAAGCUUAAACUGUUUCUUGGUACUUUAGAGUUUGGCGAGCCGGAUGAGGAGUUAAUCGAUCCAGUUUACACGCCUAAGCGACCGGUUGUUCGGAGGGUUGUUUGGUUGAGUGUUCAUUGUUUAAAAGGUGUUUUGGGGGAUGCUAUGGAAAGUUUUGGAAGUUCAGGGGCUCAAAUUGAAGAAAAACAGAAUCCUAUUGGCAUCGGCAUCGAUGGGUUAAAUCCCAUUACAUCGCUGCCGAGUGUGUUAGUCUUCUGGGCCCUUAUUGCCUUCGGCAUCGAUGGAAUCAAUCGUCUUACAUCGCUGCCGAGCAGCAUAGCUCAUCAGCCCCUUAUUGCCAUCGCCAUCGAUGGGAUCUCAGGUUUUACAUCGAUGCCGAGGUACUUCCAGCCACAGAACAGAGCCCUGCUCGACAGAAACUCAGUCAAAUCCUUUUCCAAACUUCUGAACCGACUGCCAUCUCUCUCUGUUUCUCCAAAAAUCCCAAAAAACCUAGCCCCAAACCUUCAACCACCCACUAAAUCCCCCAUAUUUCCACAGAAAAUCCCCAAAUCCUCCAUCUCAUUCAACAAAACACAAGUUUUCUUCAUCAAUCUCAGGUUUCCAAGCCAAACACAAGGUAAACCCAAUUUUCCCUUUGUAAAUCCGAAUUUUUCCUAA